Aspergillus viridinutans is the source of this 1656-nucleotide messenger RNA. Its product is annotated as Zn(II)2Cys6 transcription factor domain-containing protein. Bases 1 to 1656 code for a protein of 551 amino acids. Lineage: Eukaryota; Fungi; Ascomycota; Eurotiomycetes; Eurotiales; Aspergillaceae. The transcript has 2 exons. The record is from RefSeq and is a predicted model, not a curated record. Gene Ontology annotation, molecular function: zinc ion binding; DNA-binding transcription factor activity, RNA polymerase II-specific. Gene Ontology annotation, biological process: regulation of DNA-templated transcription.
AUGCCUCAACGGACAGGAGUCAGCCGGUCUCGCAACGGCUGUCUUACGUGCAAGAUACGCAGAGUGAAGUGCGAUGAAGAAAAGCCCACCUGCCAACGAUGCCGAUCCACUGGCCGAAAGUGCGACGGAUACGCCAGCCCCUUGUCAAGCACUGCUCGCCAAUCGACCGAUCUACGGAUCAUUCAAUAUACGUCGCAGGUAUCCCAGCCAAUGAAGAUGAGCAUGUUCCCUUCGUUUCACCAGCCGCUAGCGGGGUGUGACUACAGUGCGCUAGAGUUUUUCCACUUCCAGACAGUCUCCUGCUUCGGGCCCAAGGCCGGGGACUUUCUUCUUCGUGCAGCCUAUCAUGACGCGACCGUGCGAGUGGCUGCCACUGCGCUAGGGUCCUUGCAUCGCGCCUUUGUGCGUGAUGGUGGUGGGCCGGCUGUGCCGCAAUCGGGAUUGACUCGGUAUGCAUUGCAGCGGUACAGCUCUGCCAUCCACCUGGCUCUGAAUCAGAUCCCUGUGACUGAGGGACAAAGCACCGACAGUAUACUCAUCAUGUGUGUGCUGUUUUUCUGCUUCGAGAGUUUACAGGGCCACUUUCGCAAUGCUGUCCAGCACGGCAUAGCCGGCCUGCGAAUCCUCAGGCAACGGGAAGAGCGCUUCCUGAAUGAAGGAAUCGUAGCCCGUCUUCCCCCGCGCAUUGUUCGCUUGAUGUUUGUCACAAUUGAGAAUCAGAUCAUCGAGGUAGACUGGAAAUCGUACCUUCCUGUCUCCAUCCAGUCAACCCUUCUAUCUCCCUCCAAACUGCCCCCAGUCAAUUUGGACGACACUCCGACGCUCGACCAGCUCAGUGAUUCCUUUCAGUUCUGUUACAACCAGUAUCUCAAGUUUUUAUACCUGUCGCAGGCAUCCGAUAGUGUGGAGCUGGUCCAAACGCUUGAGCAGAACCAGGCAUACUACGCCCAGAUGCGACAGCACAUGCAUGCGUGGUCAGCAAAGUUCGACGCAUUCCUCGACGCCCAUGCGCAAACCGACCAGAGUGAAACCGAUCGCAUGACAAUCAAUCAUCUGAAGAUGUGGCGGAAGAUGAUGGGCAUCUUCCUGAAUAUGGAUGCGCCGCCCUCCGAGGGCGGACUUGACCGGUUCGCCUCUGAAUUCGGCGCGAUCAUCUGUCUGGCAGAGGAUCUUCUGAAUUCCUCUUCCUUGACACCUCCUGAUUCAAAGUCAAAACCCUCUGCCAGGGUCCAACCAGCUCGGCAACAGCAGAAUACGCUUCCUACCAUCCUCCCCAAGACCGAAUCCUCGUCAACAUCUCCACCACCGUCUUCCUCCUUCUUCGUCGUCUCGCUAGGACUCAUCCCCCUCCUCUGGAUCGUCGCCACAACCUGCCGGCACUCACAGAUCCGCCACCGAGCCAUCGACCUGAUGAGCCGCAGUCGCCGGCGCGAAGGCGUAUGGGACUCGGUCCUGUUCUCGACUCUUGCACGCAGAAUGGUCGCGAUGGAGGAGGAGGCUGCGGGAUUCGCCAAGGGAGCCAUGUACGAGCCGGCGGAUCUGCCUAUUUCUGCCCGGACUAAUACUAUUGCGGGUGAGUUCUGCGAGGGCCGGCAGGGGAAGAUUGAGUUUUUUCGGGAUGGGAUCAAGCUUUGGGAGGAGACAGUGCAGUGGUGA